Messenger RNA from Suillus discolor, 1288 nucleotides. Its product is annotated as DUF706-domain-containing protein. Gene Ontology annotation, cellular component: cytoplasm. Gene Ontology annotation, biological process: inositol catabolic process. NCBI's taxonomy places the organism in Eukaryota, Fungi, Basidiomycota, Agaricomycetes, Boletales, Suillaceae. The coding region runs from base 164 to 1066 and encodes 300 amino acids. Gene Ontology annotation, molecular function: iron ion binding; inositol oxygenase activity. The record is from RefSeq and is a predicted model, not a curated record. The transcript is spliced from 7 exons.
GAAACACACGCUACUGCGUAGGUGAAUCGGUGCAGGGCAGUUUCAGGUUCUGUUGGUGCUCGCGAUGGUCGGAUUCGUAUAUAAGGCAGCCUGCCUUGACUCUCAUUCCCAAUAACCCUCCUGCUCCUCUCCCAAAAUCCUCAUUCCGCUACUACCUCUAAACAUGCCUGCUGUUGUUGUUAACACCCAUGCCGGACAUGAGCUCGACGCUAUUUCUGACGCAGUAGAUGAAGUAAAUGCUUUAAAGGUCCAAAUCUGGGACUCUCAGUCUGAGUUCGAUUCUACCAAAGACAAGACGACCUUCCGGCAGUAUGAGACGGCCUGCGAUCGUGUCAAGAAUUUUUACAAAGAGCAACAUGAAAAACAAACCGUAGCUUUCAACAUCAAGGCCCGCACGGAAUUCAAGAGCCGGAAACGUGCUCGCAUGGGUAUCUGGCGAGCUAUGGAAAUGCUCAACACGCUUGUGGACGACUCGGAUCCAGACACUGAGCUUUCGCAAAUCGAGCAUUUGCUCCAGACUGCCGAGGCCAUCCGACACGAUGGCAAGCCUGAAUGGAUGCAGGUUACCGGUUUGAUCCACGACCUUGGUAAACUGUUGUACAUAUUUGGCAGCGAAGGCCAGUGGGACGUUGUCGGUGAUACCUUCGUCGUCGGCUGUGCUUUCUCCGAUAAAAACAUAUACCCUGGUACCUUCGCCGGCAACCCAGACUUCCACGACGCCGUUUAUUCUACCAAGUAUGGAAUUUAUGAGCCUAAUUGCGGCCUUGAUAAUGUUAUGGUGUCUUGGGGUCAUGAUGAGUAUCUCUACAAUGUCGUUAAGGAUCAGAGCUCCCUCCCUGCAGAAGGCCUUGCUAUGAUAAGAUAUCACAGCUUUUAUCCAUGGCACCGUGAAGGAGCUUACACCCACCUCAUGAACGAGAAAGAUCAUGCAGCCCUUGAGGCCGCUCGCGCCUUCAACCCUUAUGAUCUCUACUCGAAGAGUGACGAGCCUUGCAAUAUCGAAAAGCUUCGCCCAUACUACCAAGACCUCAUUGCCAAAUUCUUCCCUUCCGAGAUCGACUGGUAGAUGCGAUAGAUGCGCGCACACCUUUAUUCUAAAAUCAUAGGCCACCGCCUGGUAUAGAUCCAGCCUCCUGUGGAGGGUGGAAACCGUGCAGCUUAAUUGUGUAUUUCUUUCAAAAUUUGUGUCCUUAGUUUUUUCCAUUUACUUUAUUGCGACAGUAUCCUUAUGUCCGUAUAGAAGCUUUAUUGGUAUUGAAGUAAUUUACUGCAUUAUUAAUAUUGCCAA